Messenger RNA from Thlaspi arvense, 1366 nucleotides. Lineage: Eukaryota; Viridiplantae; Streptophyta; Magnoliopsida; Brassicales; Brassicaceae. The record is from the annotation of a GenBank genome assembly.
CUCAAAAUCAUUUAUAUCUUUGGUGUUAUCUCUGCGUCUUUGUCCAAUCCUUUGAACAGAGCAACCAUAUCAAAUAAAAAUGAAGACUCUUAAUGGGGUUUUGCUCCUCUUGAUCAUAACUUUUGCCUUUCUUCAAUCAGCCCAAUCUCAAGAUCAAUCAGGAUUCAUCAGCUUGGAUUGUGGGUUGGUCCCCAAAGACACAACUUAUACGGAGAAGACGACGAAUAUAACAUACGUAUCAGACGGGAAUCACAUCGACAGUGGAGUGGUCGGGAAGAUCGAUGAAACGUUAAGGACGCAAUUUCAGCAACAGGCUUGGAACUUAAGAAGUUUCCCUGAGGGUGAAAGAAACUGUUACAACUUCAACCUCACAAGGAACCAGAAAUAUCUAAUCAGAGGAACCUUUGUUUAUGGGAAUUACGACGGUCUGAAUCAGCUCCCAAGCUUUGAUCUUCACAUCGGUUCUACCAAAUGGGCCUCUAUUUCAAUCCGAGGAGUUGCAACUGGUUCAAUCCGCGAGAUCAUCCAUGUUUUAACACAAGACCGUCUCCAAGUUUGUCUUGUCAAAACAGGUGUAACGACACCGUUUAUUUCUUCCUUGGAACUUCGUCCGUUGAACAAUGGAACGUACGUCACUCAAACUGGAUCGUUGAUGUUGGUGAGCAGAGUUUACUUUUCACCCAGUCCAUCGUUCAUCAGGUAUGAUGAGGACAUCCAUGACCGAGUCUGGAUGCCAUACGUUGGUGCGAAAACGUCGUCGUUAAGAACGGACCUUGAAGUAGAUACAAGUAACUUGUACAAGGUGCCUCAACUCGUGGCGAAAACCGCUAUGAUCCCUGCAAACCCUAGUGAGGCUCUGAGCUUAGAGUGGACUCUCGCUGGGAUCACUGCACAGUCAUAUAUAUACAUGCAUUUCGCCGAAAUCCAGAAUCUUGAAGCUAAUGAGAUCAGAGAGUUCAACAUUACUUACAAUGGUGGCUUAAACUGGUUCAGCUUCUUUAGGCCAGCGAAACUCAGUGUAACAACUAUAUUCAAUCCACGAGCCGUGAGUUCUCCAGAUGGGAGAUUCAAAUUCACUUUCGCCAUGACCGGUAACUCAACUCUUCCCCCACUUAUCAACGCCCUCGAGAUUUAUAAAGUCUUGGACUUUCCGAGUGAUGCAUAAGUACAAAUGUUUGUGACUAAUGAUUGCAACGUUUGUUUUGAAUAAGCAAAUAUAUAUAUUUGAUGUUUCCGAGUGUGGUGAGAAUGUUCCUUGUGUUAAAUUGUGGUUUUUAAUAUAACAAUAAGAUACUUUCUUUGUCAAUUGAUACUCUGUUUUAUUGCUCUGUUUUGAUCUUUCUGCUCUGCUCCUCUGCUUUGAUCA